GUUAGGAUUGGAGGUCAGAAGCUGCUGUACAGGGAAAGCAGACAGCCUUUUAAUGGACUAAGCUGGGAGUGUGCCUUUUCUUUUAUUCUCCCCCCUUCCCUGCAUUGCUUUCGAUGACAACGCCAGACCUUCCGGGGCUGACGGUCUGGGUGCAGCAUGACAGGACAGACUGCAGGAGGCUGUGAGGGUCGCUGAAGAUGUCAGAGAGCCUUGAUACUGCAGAGAAACCUCCAGCCCCUCCACUGAGAAUGAACAGCAACAACCGCGAUUCUUCUGCACUCAAUCACAGCUCCAAGCCGCUUCCCAUGGCUCCCGAAGAGAAGAACAAGAAGGCCCGGCUGCGCUCCAUCUUCCCAGGAGGGGAUAAAACCAAUAAGAAGAAAGAGAAAGAGCGUCCCGAAAUCUCUCUCCCUUCAGACUUCGAACACACGAUCCAUGUGGGCUUUGAUGCUGUCACUGGGGAAUUCACACCAGAUCUCUAUGGCUUACAGAUGUGCACAGGGAAGCUUCCAGAGGGGAUUCCUGAGCAGUGGGCCAGGCUGCUACAGACCUCCAAUAUAACGAAAUUGGAACAAAAGAAGAACCCACAAGCUGUUCUGGAUGUCCUCAAAUUCUAUGAUUCCAAAGAGACAGUAAACAACCAGAAAUAUAUGAGCUUUACAUCAGGAGAUAAGAGCGCCCAUGGAUACAUUGCAGCCCAUCCUUCGAGCACAAAGACAGCAUCAGAACCCCCACUAGCCCCCCCAGUUUCAGAGGAAGAGGAUGAGGACGAUGAGGAAGAUGACAAUGACAAUGAGCCACCACCUGUUAUUGCCCCCCGCCCAGAACAUACGAAAUCAAUUUAUACACGUUCUGUAAUUGAACCUGUUGCUGCUCCGGCCCCUGUGAAAGAAACUACAACGCCCCAACCUGAGAUCUCCAGCACAAACACCUUGUACAGGAACACAGACCGGCAACGGAAAAAAUCCAAGAUGACGGAUGAGGAGAUCCUAGAGAAAUUAAGAAGCAUUGUGAGUGUUGGAGACCCAAAAAAGAAAUAUACACGGUUUGAAAAAAUUGGCCAAGGGGCUUCGGGAACAGUUUACACAGCGAUAGACAUUGCCACGGGGCAGGAAGUCGCUAUAAAACAAAUGAAUCUCCAGCAGCAACCCAAAAAGGAAUUAAUAAUUAAUGAAAUCCUAGUCAUGAGGGAAAAUAAGAAUUCCAACAUUGUCAACUAUUUAGAUAGUUACCUUGUUGGUGAUGAACUUUGGGUCGUUAUGGAAUAUUUGGCUGGUGGCUCGUUGACAGAUGUUGUUACGGAAACAUGCAUGGAUGAAGGGCAGAUUGCGGCUGUCUGCAGAGAGUGCCUGCAAGCUUUGGAUUUCUUGCAUUCAAACCAAGUGAUCCACAGAGACAUCAAGAGUGACAACAUCCUUCUCGGGAUGGAUGGAUCCGUCAAACUCACUGACUUUGGCUUCUGUGCUCAGAUCACUCCCGAGCAGAGUAAACGGAGCACGAUGGUCGGGACGCCCUACUGGAUGGCCCCUGAAGUGGUAACAAGGAAGGCGUAUGGCCCCAAAGUGGACAUCUGGUCUUUAGGGAUCAUGGCAAUAGAAAUGGUGGAAGGAGAACCUCCAUAUCUCAAUGAAAAUCCUCUCAGGGCCUUGUAUUUGAUAGCCACAAAUGGGACGCCAGAACUCCAGAAUCCUGAGAGACUCUCUGCUGUUUUCCGAGACUUUUUGAACCGCUGCCUCGAGAUGGAUGUCGACAGACGAGGGUCUGCAAAGGAACUCUUGCAGCAUCAGUUUUUAAAAUUGGCCAAGCCGCUCUCCAGUCUGACUCCACUGAUCAUUGCAGCGAAAGAGGCAAUAAAGAACAGUAGCCGCUAGUCCUUUUGAGUAGCACACACCAUGCCUUCGCAGCG
Messenger RNA from Varanus komodoensis (Komodo dragon), 1906 nucleotides. It is a transcript of the gene PAK3, whose product is annotated as p21 (RAC1) activated kinase 3. Gene Ontology annotation, molecular function: protein serine/threonine kinase activity; ATP binding. The transcript has 16 exons. The record is from RefSeq and is a predicted model, not a curated record. Bases 198 to 1871 code for a protein of 557 amino acids. Gene Ontology annotation, biological process: regulation of MAPK cascade; regulation of actin cytoskeleton organization; intracellular signal transduction. Gene Ontology annotation, cellular component: cytoplasm. Lineage: Eukaryota; Metazoa; Chordata; Lepidosauria; Squamata; Varanidae.